AUGUUGUCUAAUGAGAUUGUGAGUGGUUGGAAAAUGCAGAGUUCGGACGAUCUUCUUUACGAUAUACCGAGUGUACCAAAGUUUGCUGACUUGAAGCGAAUGGCCGACGGUGAAUCGGCGAACGAUUCGAACGUUACAAUUGGAGAUGGCUUUUUUGAUGUAAGUGGUAUUGUUGCGGGGAGCAUACUGAAUAACAAUAAAGUGAGGGCUGGUUCUAAACAAACAGAAGCUGAAUGUUUUGUGAAUGAGAAUAAAGAAAAUGAACUGUCCUUAAAGCAGACGAUUGAUGAUAGUGAUGAUGAUAGUUUAUUCGGUAUUAAAAAAAUGGCAAUGUUUCGGCAGUCUCAACAGAAUCGACGAGGAGUAAGUACUGAGAGAUUAAAUACGGGAGACACGCAAGCAUCGUUGGCCAAACCAAGAUCCAUUAGUUGCGAUAAUAAACUGAAACGCCGAUCAGAUAUGCCAACAGUGAAUAACAGAGAUGGUAAUAAAAGGCCACAAAUUGAACGUCGUUCGAUACCAGUGGCAUUAUAUAAAAAGGCAAUUAAUAACAAUAGAGCGGCCAAUAAACCAAAUAUACAGCAGCGUCUCAAUAUGGCUAAUCCGGCUGCUUACAAGGGUCCUGAAACAAGACAAAGGGCUAAAAUUGAUAAACAGGCUAUAAUAUCGGCAUCGGUAAUACCUUCAUCUGUUCGAUCGGCUGACUCAUCAGCGGCUAAUAAGAAACAAAUAUUAACAACGAAUAAAACAACCACAAAUAAGGCUGACGACAAUAAAAACGAUAAACCAAAAAAUAUUGUCAGAAGGGAACAUAUUCCUCGUGAAAGAACACGUCGCCCUCAGAAAACCGAUACUGGUCCGGUUCGCUUGCAAAAAACAUCGAUCACAUCAGCACCUAAAAAUUUGCCGGCAGUGCAAACUGAGCGUCGUUUUCGAGAGUCCGUAACUCGCCGACAAAGAGGUGGAGAAUCGAUGGAACGUGAUAUCACUCAUGAUGCAACUCCAGUAAAAAGUGCAACUAAACCGGCAGCUGCGAAUCAAUCGAGCAAAAGACGGAGCGGCUUUCUAGUGGGAUCUCAUCCAUCAACACGAGGAUUGCGCAAUGAUGUUGUUAGAGUCAGAUCGAAUCCGAAUUCGCGUCCGGGAAGUCGUGCGCAGAGUGCUGAUGGUCUAGCUGAGAAGUUGAACCAAAUACAUGUUAAUAAUUAA
Anisakis simplex (herring worm) is the source of this 1209-nucleotide messenger RNA. NCBI's taxonomy places the organism in Eukaryota, Metazoa, Nematoda, Chromadorea, Rhabditida, Anisakidae. The record is from the annotation of a GenBank genome assembly.